Messenger RNA from Coniophora puteana RWD-64-598 SS2, 1467 nucleotides. RefSeq lists its product as uncharacterized. Bases 1 to 1467 code for a protein of 488 amino acids. Gene Ontology annotation, molecular function: protein binding. Lineage: Eukaryota; Fungi; Basidiomycota; Agaricomycetes; Boletales; Coniophoraceae. The record is from RefSeq and is a predicted model, not a curated record. The transcript is spliced from 3 exons.
AUGCUCCGUAGAGCGUCCAGUGCAGUUGAGAAAUCUCUUUGGAGUGAGAAGGGGCGUGCUCAACUUCAACAACUUUUCUACGACGUCGAAAGACUUGUCCUAGAAUUUCAAUCGCCAGCUUGCAGCGCGCUUCAUUUUUCUCCUCUCAGCAGCGAGCUUCGCCGGUGUUUUCGCAUUCUCAUUGCACAAGACAAGCCUCAAGUAUCACGUAUGCCAGUAUUGAGACCUCAUUGGUCGGCUCGGGUCCUCACUAUUGAUACAGUGGCAUCCUUGCCUUCUGGGCAUCCGUCGGUUGAAGAUGCCACCUCUCGCCAAGUCAUAGGUGUUGCGAUUUCUCCUAACGGCACCAGGGUAGUCUCUUGGGAACAAAGCGGUCGCUUGCAUCUGUGGGACAUCCUCUCUGGUCGCCUUGUCGCAUCAUCUCGCUUCCAAGCUCCCUUUACCUCUCAUUGCUCUCAUGGCAACACCGUACGGUCUGAAGCGGCCAUCACGUUCUCGUCUGACAAUACCUCCGUCCUCUUGAUUUCCCAUCUUAAGAUUUUCUUGUGGAAGUGCUCUGAGAGUGUCGACAACGAGGAUCCGUUGCUCAUGCUGAGUGGCGAAGAAGGGCCUGCACUUUGUUGCGCUCUGGCCAGGCGGAACUUUCGUGAUUUGAUGGUUGUGGGGAGAGCGCGUGGUAUCUCGACAUGGCAAUGGAUGUGGUCUAGAUGGGUACUCUCGAGUUCAAAGCCCGUCUCAUCCUGCACAACGACGGUGUCCAUCUCUCCUAGCGGUCAGUAUGUCAUGACUUCUGAGUGUGCCAGCACUACCGUGUAUCUUCGAAGCGCGGAUGAUCUGGCUGUUGUCAGAAUAUUUCCCGUUGGUACAAAUCCACUGCUGGACUUGCUCCUCUGUCACAUGUUCAUUGGCGACUAUGCUCUUGUCCUUUGGUCAUCUCGGCAGGAUGAUGGACUUGUUGCUACUUACCUGGAGAUUCCACGUACAACUCUCGGACCGGUUCUGAGACGGGUUGCUUCACUUCGUUUUAAAAGCGAACUGCAAGGACGUCCUAGCAAGCUCAAGGCAGUCCGUCUUGAUAAUCACCUCGUCGCACUUGAGGUUGAUAAACGAUUCUACUCUGGAAACGGGACGAUACUGACUGCGUGGUCACCUGAAAAGCCACUCUCAGUUGGCAGUUACGCCCGCGCUGCGGUCAUAUCGGACGAAGGUUAUCACAUCUACAUCUGGGAUCCCUCCAUCUCUGCAGAGGAUUAUGGGAUUUCGUGGCUUCCUAAUUCCAACCCACUCGUUCCGGCCUCGACGUCACCUCUACCAUUUGGACCUUCUACGUUUAGAUCUGGGUCUGUGUCAGCAGACAUGACCAAGCGGGACACCAGGGGCAGAGAAGCAGCCACGCCAAGGGUCUGGUUUCGAGGACAAAACUCUCAAGACGAAACAGCGUCUCAAUCCGCUGGACGAGGCACAUAA